Plasmodium gallinaceum is the source of this 2100-nucleotide messenger RNA. Its product is annotated as conserved Plasmodium protein, unknown function. Bases 1 to 2100 code for a protein of 699 amino acids. Gene Ontology annotation, molecular function: calcium ion binding. NCBI's taxonomy places the organism in Eukaryota, Apicomplexa, Aconoidasida, Haemosporida, Plasmodiidae. The record is from RefSeq and is a predicted model, not a curated record. The transcript has a single exon.
AUGGCAACAAGAAAAAAAGAAAGAUUACAUAAAACAGGAAAGUCAAAUAGAAAAAGUUAUUUUAAUCUAUCUGACUACGAAAAUUCUAAUAAUAUUUUAAAAGUUUUUAACAAUAGUAAGAAUUCUAGUAAUGAUGAUGUUUUGAAUAAUAAUAAACUGAAAUUCAAUUUUGAAAUUGAUAAGACUUAUAGUGAUAAAAAGAAUAACAAAAAUAUAAGUUUUCAUAAAAAUUUAUAUUCUGAAGUAAAUAAAACUGAUAAAGAAAAAUUACAAAAAUUCAUCAUUGAGAAUCAAAAAAAAAAUAUAAAGCAGAAUGAUAUAGAGUUAGUUGAACUUAAUAAAAAAAAAGAAAAUGAUGAAAAUUAUCUUUAUUCUAAAGGGGAUCCUUGUAGAUUUAAAAAAAAUAAAUGCAAAAAAAAAAUAGAUGUGAUUAAUUUAAAUAAUGAAAAUAAAAUAAAAGAUAAAGUAAAUAAAGAAUAUAAUGUAAGUGAGCUAUGGAAUUAUUUAAAUUUUAUUCACAAUUCAGAAGAUAGUAGAUUAAGGUAUAAAAUAAGAGAAAUAAUUGAAGAAAAAAAUAGAAGUGAUAUAGAAAAGAAUAUUAAUAAAAAAGACGUAUUUAAUAAUAUGAAUGGUAAAAAUAAAUUAAUAAAAGAAGAAAAUUUUGAUUAUGAUGAAUACAAAAAUAUUAUUAAAUAUAUAUUACCAAGUAUGGCUGAUAGUAAAAUCAAACAUUCAUGGGACGUUUUAAAAAGUAAUUUAAAGAGUCAAAGCGAACAAAUAAAUUAUAAUGAGUUCUAUAAUUUCUUAAAUGAAACAACAGGGAAUAAUGAAAGUAAAUAUGUAAAUAAAAUUGUAUGUAGUAAAUUAAAAAAUAAAAUAUUAAAACAUAAUUUUGUCCCUUCUGAUGUCCAACUAAAAACAAUUAAUUAUGUUGAUAAUAUUAGAUCAAAAGCGUCAGAAUUUUCUAGAGAUUUCAAGGAAUUGAUAACAGAAAAGGAAUUAGAAGGUUUAUUUAAAGGUAAAGAAAAAAUUAAAAAAACAGAAUUAGAGAAUCAAAUUAUGGAUAUUAUUAGCAAAAAAACAAAAGAUAUAUAUUAUAAAGAGAUAGAUACAAAUUUUUCAAAUAAAGAGGAACUGAAAGAAUUAGAAAAGAAAAUCUUUAAGAAAAAAGAGGGUUUAACAAAUUUUAAUAUGAAAGCUUAUAUCUCUACUUUAUUAACAAAUAAAAAUGAUGAAGUAUUAGUGAAACAUUUCAUAGAAAAUUUGAGCAUUGAUUACGAUUCAUUAAAUAAUAAAAAUAAAAAUAUAAAAGAUGCUUAUGAUUUUUAUUCAAGAAAUAUUCCUCCUACAGAAAAUAUUGAAGAAUCUUACACUGAAGAAAUGAAUGAAGAGGAAAUAAAAAGAGCCAAAUUUUUAAUUGAAGAAAUAGACUAUUCAGUUAGAAAUAAUUUCAAACCAAAUUACGUCAGUGCAAACAUUAAUAAAAAAGAUUCUGAAAAAUCUUAUUUAUCCCUUUAUGAAAUUUUUAAGCAUUUAGAUAUAGAUAAAGAUAGUUACAUAACUAAAGAUGAUUUAAAUAAAUGUUUCAACAAAUUGAAAAUGAAAAAUGUUAAUAAUAACGAUGUAAAUAUACUUUUAAAAUAUAUAGAUACCCAAAGAAAAGGGUACAUAAGCAUUAAUGACUUUUUAAGAAAUUAUCACAUUGAAGAAAAAUCAAUGAUAAAUUGGAUAAAAAAUACGAACAAGCCUUAUUUUGAAUUUAUUAAAAAUUUAAAGGGAAAAAGUAGCCGUGCAAGAUGUACUAGUGAAAGUGUUCUAAAUAAUAAGAAUGCUUCUACUGCUAAAAAAUAUGAAGAUAUAAUAUAUAAUUAUAACUUGGAAUUAGAUACAUAUUGUCCUUCAUAUGUUAUAAGAGAAAGAAUUCGUGAUGAUUUCAUUGCUAAAAAAGAAGAUUUUUUGAAUAAACAUUUAAAUGCUACUAGAUUUCACUUAACAGAAUAUAAAAAUACAAAUAAUUUAAUAGAGCCUAUACAAAAUUCAGAUUUAUAUAUGAAUGAUUCUUUAAGGUUUAAAACAACUUACAAUUUAAAUUACAAUUAA